Molecule: messenger RNA, 423 nt
Organism: Moesziomyces aphidis
Lineage: Eukaryota; Fungi; Basidiomycota; Ustilaginomycetes; Ustilaginales; Ustilaginaceae
Source: the annotation of a GenBank genome assembly
AUGUCUUCCAACUGCCUACAUCUGCUUACGCCGUCGGCACUGGCGGCGGCGGCCGCGGCGGCGACGGCGGCACACCGAGCCGCCACCUCGCCCUCCCUCGGAUAUCCACUUUUCGCCCAGGUUAUGAUUGCCGAGCCUCUUCGCUUGCUUCCUCAGACCCUGCUCGUCGCCACGGCUAGCAGGCUCAAGCUUCACAUCGCCACUGUAGCUCGCUCGAUGCCGCGCCUGUGGCUAUCGACGCCUCCGAUACUGAGCAUGCUCUGCUCGUGCUCGGCGCUCCCCAUGGACGCCAUCGUAUCCACCUCGAUGCGUAUAAAGACCGGCCAGAUCGCAGCCAGUCCCAUUCCCUCUCAUCAUCAUCCUUCUCUCUCAUCUCCACAACUCCUCUUCCCACUCUCUUCGAUAGAAAGCCCGUCCCCCUAG